This is a messenger RNA of Oryza sativa Japonica Group (Japanese rice), 1566 nucleotides long. Lineage: Eukaryota; Viridiplantae; Streptophyta; Magnoliopsida; Poales; Poaceae. The record is from RefSeq and is a predicted model, not a curated record.
UGUCCCAAUCUUUAGAAAAGCUUGCUAGAGGUGGCAGCAACAUGACCUAAAACCAGUGAAAAGAAAAGGUUUAAUGUAUGGCCAUGGAUGAUAAAGCUUCCAAGAACCAAAGAGAAAUAUCCAACUGUCACCACUAGGCCCUCUAAUCUACUACCAUCCCCCACAAGCAAAAAUGCAAAAUCAGAAUCAGAUCACAUCAAAAUCACAAUCACUGCUGCUAACCCAAGAGCCUCCACAUAUAUAGGGGGCACAGCCAUCCAUCAUUCCAUCAGCACAAGGAGUGGAGAAAAAAAAAUCACAUUUCAGAAAAGAAACAGUGGGGGAGGGGAAGUACACCUCACACACCUUCCAUUUUAGGAAGGUGAAGAGGGGAAGAAGAGGAGAAGCCAUCAAGCGCUGCUGCUGCAGACAAAUCCAUUGCUGGGAAGUGAAGAAGAUGAAGGAGAGGGAGAAGGUGGUGCGACUGGCCAAGCUCGCCGAGCAGGCGGAGAGAUACGACGAUAUGGUGGAAUUUAUGAAGACACUUGCUAGGAUGGAUGUGGAUAUGAGUGCUGAAGAGAGGCUUUUAUUUUCAGUUGGUUUUAAGAAAACUAUUGGUGCCAGGAGAGCAUCAUGGAGAAUCCUUGAAUCACUUGAGCAGAAGGUGACAGCUGGUGACCAACCAGGUGUAACAAUAAAUGGCUACAAAAAGAAAGUAGAGGAUGAACUAAGGGCAGUUUGCAAUGAAGUAUUAUCAAUUAUUGCUAUUCAUUGCCUUCCAUUGGCCAAUUCGGGUGAAAAUGUCGUGUUCUUUUAUAAGAUGAAGGGUGACUACUACCGUUACUUGGCUGAAUUUAGCACUGGAACUGAAAAGAAGGCUGCUACUGAUCAGUCCCUUAUGGCCUAUCAGCACGCCAUGGUUGUUGCCUCCAGUGAGCUUUCUCCUGCCCAUCAAUUCAGGCUUGGCCUUGCGCUCAACUUUUCAGUCUUUGAGAUAAUGAACUCUCCUGAGAGAGCUAGCCAAGUGGCAAAACAAGCACUUGAUGAGGCUACUGCUGAGAUUAACUCUGCUGGUGUGGAGGGUUACAAGGACAGCAUGCUUAUGAUGCAGCUCCUGAAGGAGAACCUGGCAUUGUGGACAUCAGAACUAACUGGAGGUGAAACAUCUAAGGACGAUGAUGUUGUUAUGGAGGGCUAACUGUCUGAAAUGUUCUAAAGGCCCCAGCAUGUGAGCAAAACAAUCAGUAACAUUGUAACAAUACUGCUACUGAACUUGCGACAUUUAUCAUGGGAGCCGUGGAAAUCACCUUUAUUUUUCCCUUUCUUCUGUAGUUUCUUUUUUUUUGGCCCUCGCUUGGGUCUUGGUGUGACCCCCAAAGUAUUUUCAGAGUUUGGAUUUGAUAACCAUGCACCAGCUUUGGUUAUAUUUUGAGAUCUUGGAGUGGUCACCAACCCAGCUUUAAUAUUAGUUUGAGAGUACUUUUUUUUUCCAAUGCUUGUUAAGCAUCUUUGUAUACCAACGGGAUGAUGAACUAUAUAUCUCUUAAUGAUGACGAAAUAAACGUCUCUUUUGUUAAGAUGAACACA